AAACCGAUUCCAAAUCCAUAUUCAAAUUGCUCCUCUCAUUGACGGAGUUCAACAUAAGCGUUCACAUGUGUGUGCGUGUGAUUGGUGUAUUGGUGCAAGUAAUGCUUGCUAUGCAAAUAGUUUGGACUUCAUCGUUCUGAGUCGCGCUGAGCAGUGAAAAAAACGAGCGACGAAUAUUAAUUAUAUUCCGAAUAAAUACACAUCGAGUGCAUAAAAUAAAAGAAAUCAACAUACAACAAUAUUUUCUGUUGACUUCGUAUUAAACUCUCGGUCAAACCGAUAAAUGCUUACCGCGCACAAAUCACAAUUUCAAUCGUAUACUAUUGGAAUUGGAAAUUGCCAUUCAUUCAGUCAUCGAAAAGUGUAAAGGGUGAACGAAAGUGUUUUCCGUAAACGUUUCGUUGAAAAAAACGCGAGUGAAAAGAAAAGCCCAAUUUUCAUGUGAAAAUCAUUUCGUCCAGAAAAAAAAAUGGUUUGUGCCUUCGGUUGUUUGAGUACAAUUUCAGCCGUCAUCGUUGCUAUUCAAUUUUUUGCCAAAGUUAUACCAUGGCUCUACGAAACUGUGAUCGGCCCAUAUCUCCUGGGACCAAAGCUCAAAUUACGUGAUUACGGUGAAUGGGCAUUGGUCACCGGAGCUACAGACGGUAUCGGAAAAUCAUACGCUAAACUGUUGGCCAAACAAGGAUUCAAUAUCAUUCUGAUCAGCCGAACUCAAUCCAAAUUGGAAACGGUUGCAAAGGAAAUCGAAAAUGAGUACAAAGUCCAAACCAAAUUGGUUGCCGUCGAUUUCUCUGGUGAUGCAUCAAUUUAUGACAAAAUUGCCGCUGAAAUCAAGGGCUUCAACAUUGGCAUUUUGGUCAAUAAUGUUGGUGUGAGCUAUGCCUACCCCGAAUUUUUCUUGGAAGUAGCCAACCGUGAUGUAACUUUUGAGCAAAUUAUUCGCUGUAACAUCACUUCAGUUGUGAAUAUGACGAAAAUUGUCUUGCCCCAAAUGUUGAUCAACCAAAAGGGAAUCAUUCUUAACAUUGCUUCAAUGUCUGGUACAAUUCCACAACCACUCUUGGCCGUUUACAGUGCAUCAAAGGCAUUCGUUGACAAACUCUCUGAAGAUCUGAACACUGAAUAUGGCAGGCAAGGAAUCGUUGUCCAGUCAGUUUUGCCCGGUUUCGUUGCCACCAACAUGACCAAAUUACGACGCACAAGCUUGUUGGCCCCAAGUUCGGAUAAAUUUGUAGAACACGCUCUUCAAACCAUUGGUUAUGCAAAGCACACCACCGGAUACUGGCCACACGCUCUUAUGCAACUGGUAUUGAGAACAUUCCAUACCUAUUUACCCGACCUCACCAAUUCACUUACAUUGAAUCUGAUGCAAAAGAUCAAACGCAAGUCGUUGAAACUCAACCAGAAAUUCGAAGAGAAGAAGAAACAAGAAGAGAAGAGCCAAUAAAUUGUGUGAAUGUAUUUCAACAGAAAAGAAGCGACGAACCAAUGAUUAAAUACCAAAAAACAGAUUGUAUUUUGUUUAGCUUUACACUGAUUUUUUUAACAUGUAGUUUGUUUCAAUAAAUAAAAUAAAUUACUAGCACAAUAGCUGGAUGGAUAAAA
Molecule: messenger RNA, 1605 nt
Organism: Sitodiplosis mosellana (orange wheat blossom midge)
Lineage: Eukaryota; Metazoa; Arthropoda; Insecta; Diptera; Cecidomyiidae
Gene: spidey
Product: very-long-chain 3-oxoacyl-CoA reductase-A
Exons: 4
Coding region: 470-1447 (325 amino acids)
Cellular component (GO): endoplasmic reticulum
Molecular function (GO): oxidoreductase activity
Source: RefSeq, a predicted model, not a curated record